Molecule: messenger RNA, 916 nt
Organism: Soboliphyme baturini
Lineage: Eukaryota; Metazoa; Nematoda; Enoplea; Dioctophymatida; Soboliphymatidae
Source: the annotation of a GenBank genome assembly
CACCGCCAUAUUUAAGGUCACUGAAUUCAAGCGAGCCGUCAAGUGACAAGGAUGAAAAGCAAAUCGAUGAACAGGUAAUGACCAGCAGGCAGGCCCUGCUGUUUCCCGUUUUUGGCAGCUUGUUUUUGUUGGCUUCUUUUUUUCUCUUCGACUCAUUACAAAUUUUUUUCACCCUGUUUACUACAGUUGUUGCCACGGUGACGCUUUCAUAUCUACUUCUGCCGGCGAGCCAAUUCAUUUCCAAACCAUGCUGCGAUGCGCGCAAGUAUGGUUUACGUUUGCAUUUUAAUUUUCAGUGGCCUCUUUGUUCAUUCAGGAUCUCAUUCGGCAAGCUCGGGAGGUACACGGGGGCUGAGAUUCUCUCUCUGUGCAUCUCGAUGGUAUUGGUGUUUUUAUGGAUUUUGACUGACCACUGGCUGCUCAUGGACGCCUUAGGAAUGGGUUUGUGUGUGUCAUUCAUUGCCCUGGUGAAACUGCCCAGUUUGAAAGUGUCGACGCUUCUGCUUUGCGGACUUUUGGUUUACGACCUUUUCUGGGUAUUUUUUUCGUCGUAUAUUUUCAACACGAACGUCAUGCUUCAUGUUGCUUCAAAGCCCGCUGAAAAUCCGAUUCACACCGUGGCACGCAAGUUGCAUUUGACGGGCGUCAUGAGACAGUCGCCGAAACUGUCGCUCCCUGCCAAACUUGUCUUCCCGAGCUAUCAUGAUGCCACACGAUUCACCAUGCUAGGGCUGGGGGACAUUGUAAUGCCCGGUUUACUUUUGUGCUUUGUUCUACGUUACGACGCCUACAGGAAAAGUAAAUGCUUAGACCAAACCAGCGGUACCUGGCAGAGAAUGACGUACUUCCACUGCUCACUGAUUGGAUACCUCGUAGGUAUGUUCAUUCAGCAGUACAUUGCUUCUGCUUUCUAAGC